Molecule: messenger RNA, 1109 nt
Organism: Lathyrus oleraceus (garden pea)
Lineage: Eukaryota; Viridiplantae; Streptophyta; Magnoliopsida; Fabales; Fabaceae
Product: transcription termination factor MTEF1, chloroplastic
Exons: 1
Coding region: 145-996 (283 amino acids)
Biological process (GO): regulation of DNA-templated transcription
Molecular function (GO): double-stranded DNA binding
Source: RefSeq, a predicted model, not a curated record
GUAAGGAUGAGGAUAUCAUGAUAAUGAUCGUGUGGAUUGGAUUUGAUGGAUAUGAAGUUUUGCUCGACCAACACAUUUCUUUUACUUAUGUGUUAACUCUUCAUCACCAUAAUUCUUUUACUUGCAUAUUCAAACACAAAUAAAAUGUUCUUCCUCCAUUCUCUUCACCACCCCCAAACCCCAUCUUAUUAUUCUCUAUCUAAUUCAUCAAACACACUCACCCCUAACCGUUACCCUAACAGAAACGGUUACAUCAAGUUCCGAACAACUCACCAUGAAAAUCUCCGUUACCUAAAAUCACUAACCAUAAUCCACCCCGACACCAAACCCAACAACCUCCCUCUCCCCGACGCCGUCGACCACAUCCUCACCACCGUCACUUUCUUCAAAUCGCAUUCCUUCUCCGACGCCGACAUCCCCCGUCUCGUCCACCACUCUCCCCGCCUCUUCUCCACCUCCUUCAACCCCGCCGAAAUCUCCCCCGUCUUCAUCUUCCUCUCCGACGACCUCCUUGCCACCGCUGAAGAAUCCCGCGGCCUCAUCCUCCGUUGCCCUAAGCUCCUCUUCACCGAUCCCAACCACAUCCUAAAACCGACGCUCAACUUCCUCCGGGAAAUCGGUAUCCGCGGAUUAAACCGGCCGUCUAACCGAAACGCGCAUCUGUUAAACACGCGCGUGGAGAAGCUGCGACUGAGGGUGAGAUUCAUGGAGGAGGUGGUGGGGUUUUCUUACGAGGAAGCGACUAACGCGUGUGCGAGGUUGCCGGCGAUAUUGGGAUACGACGUGGAGAAUAAUUUGUGGCCGAAAUUUGUGUAUUUGGUAAAGGAGAUGGAGAGGGAUUUGGAGGAGUUGAAGAAGUUUCCUCAGUAUUUUGGGUUUAGUUUAGAGAAGAGGAUUGUUCCAAGGCAUUUGCAUUUGAAGGAAAGAGGUGUUAGGAUUCCAUUGAAUAGAAUGUUGAUGUGGGGUGAUGACAAAUUCUAUGCCAAGUGGAAAUGAAGUGAAUCAUCAUCACCAUCACUCAAAUUAUCAAAAGAAAGUUGCACCCUAGAAUUUUGCACUAAUAGAUAUUCUUACAUAAUUUUGACAAUAAUAGAUCAUUUGACUUUUCA